AUGAUAAGAACGCAAGAGGUUCGCAAAGAGCAAAACAACUUCUUUAAGAAACAUGAAAACCCCCGUCCGUUGAACUUCUUUAUAGAGUUUAAAUAUCGCAGAAAGUCAUCUGGUUAUCACGAUUAUAAACAACAAUUGGACAAAGCGUUACAAGACGACCCUAAUUCAAAAAAGCUGUUAGAUUUACGGAGAAAAUAUGAUAAUAAUUACAAAAAUGACUGGGCGCAAUAUGAAGAUUGGAAAAAAAAUAAAAAAGUCAACGAAGCGGUAAAGAAAAGGAAGCGCGAGGCUCAUGCCAGAUUUCAUGCUCAAUUAGACGACAACCUCGAUGGUGGAAACUUUUUUGAUAGUCAGAAGAGCGUAAGUUGA
Molecule: messenger RNA, 369 nt
Organism: Paraglomus occultum
Lineage: Eukaryota; Fungi; Glomeromycota; Glomeromycetes; Paraglomerales; Paraglomeraceae
Source: the annotation of a GenBank genome assembly